Messenger RNA from Cyprinodon tularosa, 2491 nucleotides. Its product is annotated as connector enhancer of kinase suppressor of ras 3-like. Lineage: Eukaryota; Metazoa; Chordata; Actinopteri; Cyprinodontiformes; Cyprinodontidae. Gene Ontology annotation, molecular function: protein binding. Gene Ontology annotation, cellular component: cytoplasm; membrane. Gene Ontology annotation, biological process: regulation of signal transduction. The record is from RefSeq and is a predicted model, not a curated record. Bases 399 to 1997 code for a protein of 532 amino acids. The transcript is spliced from 13 exons.
AUCAGCGCGCGGCUGGGUGAGCAUUAGGACGGGCAGCAGCGGAGCGGAGGGGCUGAUUGCUGCUGAUUGCUGCUCCAACCUCUGAGCAAACCGUUGAUGGACUUUCCCUCCGAACCCACAACCUCUACUCACAGUUUAAUGGGCUUUAUGGUCCCGGAGCGGCGGGAAAAGUUCUGACCCAGUUCACCUGAACUUUACCUGAACUUUUAUCUGAAGUUUAGACUGUUUGAAAAGGAGAAACAUCGACUGGAGCGGCUCCACGAACCUCCACAGGACUGCUUUUAAUAUCCGGACUCUAAGUGGAAAUUUCUGGAGUGGAUUUGGAGCAGAAGAUGUCAGAGUAGAAGGUCUGAACCCUGCCUGAUCCUGCCUGGUUCAGCAGACCUGCUCAGGAAGUCAUGGAGGCGGUCAGCGGGUGGAGCCCGCAGCAGGUGGAGGACUGGAUGAGAGGUCUGGACGACUGUCUGCAGCAGUACAUCCCGUCCUUCCAGCAGCAGCAGGUGGACGGCGAGAAGCUGCUGAGGAUGAGCCACCAGGAGCUGCUGGCGCUGGGCAUGGCGCGGGUCGGACACCAGGAGCUGCUUCUGGAGGCUGUGGACCUGCUCUGCUCUCUGAACCACGGCGUGGAGUCCGACUGUCUGAAGACCCUGGUGGGUAAAAUGAGGACGGCGCAUCACAACCUGAGCAGCGCCGUGGCGCAGCGCAGGAAGAACCCGGCCUACCAGAGCAAGAGCUCCCAUCAGCCCUCCAACGAGUUCCUGAGCGCCGUGGUGGAGCUGAUUGCCGCCGCCAAGAGCCUGCUGGCCUGGUUGGACAGGUCUCCUCUGACGGGCUCCGGCGACUUCACGUCCACCCGAGGAAGGAUCAUCCAGCUGUGCCUUGAGCUGACCUCCACCGUGCAGAAGGACUGCACCAUGUACGAGAUGGAGGAGAAGAUUCUGGAGGUGUCUCAGGCUCUGAACGCCGUCUGUGAGAAGACCGUCCAGGCCGCCGCCGUCCCCUCAACGGCGGAGACGUCCUGCCUGGAGGAGGUCCUCAUCACCGACGUGAAGCCUGGAGAAGGACUGGGAAUCUACAUCAAAUCCACCUACGAUGGACUCCACGUCAUCACAGGAACCACAGAGAACUCUCCUGCAGAUAAAACCCAGAGGAUCCACGCUGGAGAUGAAGUCAUCCAGGUCAACAAGCAGACUGUGGUGGGCUGGCAGCUCAAAUACUUGGUGGAGAAGAUGAGGGCGGAGUCUGGAAGCAUCACCCUGGUUCUGAAGAAGAGGCCGUCAGGAACAUCUGGAAUAGCAGCCGCUCCGCUCAAAAACCUGCGCUGGAGACCGCCGCUCGUACAGACAUCUCAGGGCCCUCCGGGUUUCUACAGAUCUCCACAACCCACAGAAGCUCCAGGGAGGACCUCCAUCUUGGAUCUCUACAUCCCUCCUCCUCCAGCAGCUCCAUACGUCCCUCUGGAAAAGAACAUCUCCUCAGUCGUGAAAACCCAAACCGUAUCGCCAAACUCGUCUCUGGAUGCAGAUGUUCACCGAAACCUGGCUGAGGAUGGUCCUCCUGAAGUCAAGCAGCCGGUCCCAAUCCGGCUGAGGCAGCGUUCCGCUCCACACGGCAAACCUCGGCCCAUCUCGCUGCCGGUGGACUCCAUCCUCGGCGUUUCCGGGUCUUCCUCCAAACGCAGAACUCAGGGAAGGAAAGGUAAAGACGACCUGCACAGGUACAUGAGCAACGAGCGGAUCAGCGCCAUUACCGAGGAGGAGCCGUGCUUCCCUGUGCCGUACCGAGGACACCCGUCGGCCCGCGGCGUCGACCACAUCAGAGGCAGCCAGUGCUUCGUCAGCCCCGACCUGCACAGCAGCGCCACCAUCCCUUACCAGGAAGCAGCCGCCAAGAAGGCACCUGCCGCUCCGGCUGCUCCUGCGGCUCCGGCCGGGUCCAAACCGUCACGCUCUCUGCUGGGAGGCUGGCUGGCUCGUCUCAGGAUGCUCAGUCACUGAGGAGGAAGGAUCCAGGUCCCAUCGUUUAAAGUCUCAGCAUGGCCGCCGGGUCGGAACACGGCAGGGUUGGAGUUGCCUUCCUCCUUGUUGGUACCUUUAAUGUUCUGCUGGAGGGGAGCAGAGCCUUCAGACGUCCUGGACGGGUUUCUGCUGGGUUCUAAUCCGUCCUUUGACCUCAUCGUUUCUAUUCCCUGAAGCUUCAGUUCUGUCCUGCAGCUCUAUGGUGUGGCGGUGCUUCCUGCACCCAGAACCAAAGCUGCUUCCUGGCUGCUGCUGGAAGAGCGGCCCGGUCUGAAGGUCUUCCAGCUGACGGACCUCCGAAAAAAAACACGAUGCUCCGGAUCAGCAGAACAUCAGCUGCUUCCUGCCACCUCUGCUCUGGGACUCAUGUUUCAGACUGUGAUGCUCAGAGGUGUUCCUCAGGGAGCUUUAUUGGUUUGAAUGUUUUAGUUCUGAUGAGAAGAACAUUUGUUUAAAGCAGGGAAACUGAAACU